GGGGUCGGAGGUGAGGAGACGUCGCCGGGUGAGGAAGAGGGGGGCUAGCGGCCUGGCGCAGCGGCAACCGGCCGGGGCGUCAGGAUCCCUGGCCCCCGGAGAGCGAAGGGCGGGCGGGUCCCGGAGGCACCUUCACUAACCCGGUGCGGAGCACUUGGCGACGCCUCCCUGCCCAUUUCAUGUCUGUCUGCUCAUCGCUGCUCUGGGCACCGGCUGCCUCUUGGCUGGCGCUGCUGUCACACGGUGGACUGUUCUGGCCUUACUGAGCUGCGGUUUGGGGACAUCAGAUUCAGGUCGUAUGGGGAGAAACGAGUGUAACUUUGCAAGCAAGAAGAAUUGUAUAAAAAUGAAAAAAACAUUGAUGUGUGCUUCAAAUGUGGCAUGAGCAAAAUAAGGACCUCUGAUCAAAAUUGGCUGAGUUCAGAAUUUCAUGCUGGAAGGAAUGUUAGAUGUAACUUCUAAUUUCUAGUUCCAGUAAACAUCUCUUCUUAGAAAAUUUCCAAAAGAGAGUCCUGCUCUGUUGCCCAGGCUGGAGUACAUUGGUGUAAUCAUGGUUCACUGCAGCCUCGACCUCCCAGGCUCAAACAAUUCUCCUACCUCAGCCUCCUGAGUAACUGAGACUAUAGGCCAUUGCAAUUGGUGAUGUUCUCUCAUCUCUCCUCUUUGAAGAAAAAUGUGCUUCUUGAAUCAACCGCAGUCUCUCCUCUACAUAAGAGCUCUUAAGGGUACUAGCAGGAUAGAAGCAAAUGAACCUGAAAGCUCAUCUGCAGCUCAGAAAAACAAAGACAUGGAAUUUUAAAGAGUGAAGGUAGCAUGGUGUUGGCCAUGGGUGAACAAGACACAGCCAGACAAUGUGGACCAAUUUCUUCAAACUACGGCUUUUCUGCUGUCUGCUUGCAGUGUUGAUGGUGGUGGUGCUGGUCAUCAAUGUUACUCAGGUAGAGUACUUGGACCAUGAGACUGUUUCAGCCACAUUCAUCGACAGCAGUGGACAGUUUAUUUCCUCCCAGGUGACAGGAAUUAGCCGAAAUCCUUACUGCGGCUAUGAUCAGCAGACCCUGUCCAGCCAGGAGCGCAUGGAGGAGGACUCCUUGCUGGCUGCCUUGCACCGACAGGUUCCUGAUGUGGGCCCAGUUCCCUUUGUGAAAAGCACUGACCCUUCUUCCAGCUACUUUGUCAUCUUGAACUCUGCUGCCUUCUUUCAGGUGGGAAGCCAGCUGGAGGUGCUGGUUCAUGUACAGGAUUUUCAAAGAAAGCCCAAGAAGUAUGGUGGAGACUACCUGCAGGCCAGAAUUCACUCCCCCAAGCUGCAGGCUGGGGCUGUGGGCAGGGUGGUGGACUACCAGAAUGGGUUUUACAAGGUUUUCUUUACUUUGUUAUGGCCAGGCAAAGUUAAAGUGUCCAUAUUUCUGGUCCACCCCAGUGAAGGGAUCAGAGUUCUUCAGCGCUUACAGGAAGAUAAACCAGACAGGGUCUAUUUCAAGAGUCUCUUCCGUUCGGGAAGAAUUUCUGAAACUACUGAGUGCAAUGUGUGUCUUCCUGGGAAUCUGCCCCUGUGUAACUUUACAGACCUCUACACUGGGGAGCCCUGGUUCUGCUUCAAACCAAAGAAGCUCCCUUGCAGCAGCAGAAUUACCCAUUUCAAAGGUGGAUACCUGAAGGGUCUCCUAACUGCUGCAGAGAGUGCUUUCUUCCAGAGUGGUGUCAAUAUCAAAAUGCCAAUCAACUCCAGUGGACCUGAUUGGGUAACUGUGAUUCCCAGGAGAAUAAAAGAAACUAACACUCUAGAACUAUCUCAAGGCUCAGGAACUUUUCCUUCUGGGUAUUAUUAUAAAGACCAGUGGAGGCCCAGAAAGUUUAAGAUGCGUCAGUUUAAUGACCCUGACAACAUUACAGAGUGCUUACAAAGAAAAGUGGUGCAUUUAUUUGGUGACUCAACAAUCAGGCAAUGGUUUGAAUACCUUACAACAUUUGUUCCAGAUUUAGUGGAGUUUAACUUGGGUAGUCCCAAGAAUGUGGGUCCCUUCCUUGCAGUGGACCAGAAGCACAACAUCCUGCUCAAAUACCGCUGCCAUGGUCCACCCAUCCGCUUCACAACCGUCUUUAGCAGUGAGCUCCAUUAUGUGGCGAAUGAGCUGAAUGGCAUUGUGGGAGGGAAGAACACAGUGGUUGCCAUAGCUGUAUGGUCUCACUUCAGCACCUUCCCUUUGGAAGUGUACAUCCGGCGGCUCAGGAACAUCCGUCGAGCAGUGGUUCGGCUCCUCGAUCGAAGCCCAAAGACCGUGGUGGUCAUCCGGACGGCCAACGCCCAGGAGCUGGGACCUGAGGUGAGCCUUUUCAACAGCGACUGGUACAACUUUCAGCUGGACACCAUCCUUCGGAGGAUGUUCUCAGGGGUUGGAGUAUAUCUCGUCGAUGCCUGGGAGAUGACCCUGGCCCAUUAUCUACCGCACAAGCUGCAUCCAGAUGAAGUUAUUGUGAAGAACCAGCUGGACAUGUUCUUGUCCUUUGUGUGCCCCUUGGAGACCUAGCCUGUCUUGGAAGGGCCUGGAGGAAUCAUAUUCAAUGACCUUCUCAAUUGACCUGAGUUACAGAAAGUAGCCCCAGUGAGAGAUGACUGCCAUUAAUAAGCAUAACAUUUCAAAAAGAUCUGAACUUUAUAUGAUGACUUACAAGGAGCUUAGAAAAUGCAGGUUACAUUUAUAUCUACCUAUAGGAUUUUAUCCAAUCUUGACUUAGCCAUGGUAGAACUCUUAACAGCAUCUACACACUGUAUUGCUCUUAUAACCAAAGAUGCUAAUGAUUAGUGUAUUUGAAUUAGCUUCUCCUGGGAGGGUUGAUUACUUUGCUAAAGAGUAUGAAAAAUAUUCUGAUGGAAGGGACAAGUUUGGUUGGUAGUAGAGUGUUUGUAGCUUAUCUGGUAAAGGAAAUUGAGUGCAUCUGCAUGCAUAGCACAAGUAGUCUAUCUUCUGGCGGUUAACUAGAGAAAGCUUACAGUCAGAGGCUCUUGUGAAUGCACUGAAGACUGCUGUGUUUCAGGAGUUUCUCUUGAUGAUCUACCUUUUCUGAAUUACUUGAAAAGGCCAAUGUGCUUGGUUCGAGUUUUUUAGUGGGAAUAUUUACAAUUUCCUGCUUUUAUCUAGAAAAGAGCAGAAGGGAACUAUGAAAGCAGUAUAUAUAAAAUCUGUGCUUUGGAAUCGAUACUUGCAUUUGGUGAUUGUUUUUUAUUUGAUUCAGCUAAAUUUUAUGUGUUGAAUACUUACUCUAGAAUAACUACUUUUGGAACUGGAAGGGGGAAAUCUGUAAAUGGAAAUUUAUUUUUAUGUUCUGAAAUUUGAGGGUUUUAAGAAUUGACUUUUGUGUAAAGAAUGCUAUUGUAUUAUAAAGCUGUGGAAGUUUUUCCCACCAGUUUCAGGUGUUUUUUUUUUUUUUUUUUUUUGCUGUUAUUUUGAACUACUUACCACAAUUAGAAGUUAAAAUCUAAUUAGAAAUUAAUAAGCUAUUAAAAUUCAUGACA
Molecule: messenger RNA, 3517 nt
Organism: Piliocolobus tephrosceles (Ugandan red Colobus)
Lineage: Eukaryota; Metazoa; Chordata; Mammalia; Primates; Cercopithecidae
Gene: NXPE3
Product: neurexophilin and PC-esterase domain family member 3
Exons: 9
Coding region: 852-2531 (559 amino acids)
Source: RefSeq, a predicted model, not a curated record